Malania oleifera is the source of this 426-nucleotide messenger RNA. RefSeq lists its product as uncharacterized. The record is from RefSeq and is a predicted model, not a curated record. NCBI's taxonomy places the organism in Eukaryota, Viridiplantae, Streptophyta, Magnoliopsida, Santalales, Ximeniaceae. The transcript is spliced from 2 exons. The coding region runs from base 1 to 426 and encodes 141 amino acids.
AUGGCAGAAGGGACCCCAGUAAGGGAUCAUGUUGUGAAUAUGAUUGGUUUUCUCAAUGAGCUAGAGAUCCUUGGAGCUGAAAGCGAUGGGGAAUCCGAAGUUGAUAUCGUUCUCCAGUCGCUGCUUGACUCUUUCAAGAAGUUUUUCCUCAACUACAACAUGAAUAAACUCUUUUACUCAUUAGUAGAACUACUUAAAGAGCUUCAAGCAACUGAGGACCUCAUUAGGAAGCCAACUAUUGCUCAUAUGACUGAGAAAUAUACAAGUAGCUCUGAUGAUGAAUCAAGUAACCAAGAGGUUUCUUAUAUGGCAUGGGACAACGAUGAAGAACAUUGUUCCUCAUCCAAAUCAGAUAAUGAAUAUGACAGUGGUUCAUCUAAUGAAUCUGAUGAUAAUGAGAAUAUGUCAUCUUAUGAAGAACUAUAA